UAUUUUAAAAGGUUUCGAGGGCUAAAGUGUAAAAUAGUAUAUUUAUAUAACCCUAAUUCUCUCACAGACAGCAACGCUUUCUCCUUUAAGUUCUCUCGCCGCCGUUCAUCAUCACCGACCUUCGUUCUCCGAGAGAGAGAGAGAGGUUGAAAGCUUGCUGGCAAUGAGGGGAAGGAGCUACACUCCGUCACCACCACCAAGAGGUUAUGGAAGGAGAGGUCGAUCCCCAAGUCCUAGAGGUGGCCGAUAUGGAGGAGGAUCUCGCAGCAGAGACCUUCCCACCAGUCUUUUGGUUCGCAAUCUCCGCCAUGAUUGCAGGCAAGAUGAUCUGAGGAGGGCAUUUGAGCAGUUCGGCCCUCUCAAGGACAUUUACUUACCAAGGGACUAUUAUACUGGAAAUCCGCGGGGGUUUGGUUUUGUUCAGUUUGUGGAUCCUGCCGAUGCUGCUGAGGCGAAAUAUCACAUGGAUGGUUAUGUUCUUCACGGACGUGAGUUGACUGUUGUGUUUGCGGAAGAGAACAGGAAGAAACCUACUGAAAUGAGAGCUAGGGAGCGUGGUGGAGUAAGGAGGCGUAGCCCCCCUAGGUAUUCUCGUUCUCCUCCCCGUCGACGUGGUAGAUCUCGGUCAAGGAGUGGUGAUUAUUAUUCUCCUCCCCGAAGACAUCACCCAAGGUCUAUCUCUCCCAGGGAAGAACGAUAUGACAGGGGGAGGUCAUACUCGCGCUCACCCGCCUACAAUGGCUCAAAGGGUCGCAGUGUAACUCCAGCCAGAGGUAAGAGCCGCAGCAUAAGCCCUAGCCCAAGAAGAAGCAUAAGCCGUAGCCCGAGAAGAAGCAUUAGCCGUAGCCGUAGCCCAAGGGGAAACAGGAGCCCGGGCCCUGGGAGAAGCAUAAGCCGUAGUCCGAGAGGAAACAGGAGUCCAAGCCCCAGGAGAAGCAGGAGCUACACACCUGAACAGGCCAGAAGCCGCAGCCCACCGCGUGGGGAGCAAUACGAAGACCGUUCACCAAGCCCGUGAUUGAUUGUCUUCACUCUUUGGAUAUCCAUCUCUGUGUUAUGGUUGUCUCUCUUUUUCGUAGCUUAAGACAUUUGUGAUGAUUUGAAAAGAUGAGAUCUAUCAUCUAUGUAGGAUCGAACCUUGGCUUUAAUGCUUUGUGAUCCAUGGAGUCUUAUGAGAACCUGUUAGUGUAACUGUGUCCUCUUUUAAGAUUAAGUCUUUAUGAGUUA
Molecule: messenger RNA, 1227 nt
Organism: Raphanus sativus (radish)
Lineage: Eukaryota; Viridiplantae; Streptophyta; Magnoliopsida; Brassicales; Brassicaceae
Product: serine/arginine-rich SC35-like splicing factor SCL33
Exons: 6
Coding region: 164-1018 (284 amino acids)
Molecular function (GO): RNA binding
Source: RefSeq, a predicted model, not a curated record